AACUAAUGUGUGCCUGACAGGCAAUCACACAGCUCAUCCAAAGUGAUAACAGCAUAAGAACCUACAUACAGGUUUCCCAUAAACCUAGGACUAAAUUCAAGGGCGAAGAAUGGCUAUACAUUUAAGGAGCACUUUGGUGGUCUGUCUGACGCUGCUCACUUUACCAUCGGGCAUACACAGUCAAGAUGAUUCCUUGGCGGGAAGUUUUCUAUCGGGUCUCUUGGAUACUAUAACAAGCACAGCCGAUUCGAAAGAUUGCCCUGGCGUUUGUGUGCACACGCUAGCCACGCUCAUUUGCUAUGAAGUUCUGGAUGAUAUACCAUGUCCAUCGCCUAGUAUGAAGUGUUGCAUCGAAAGUGCGCCAGGCAAAAAUAACACAUUGACGCAUACGAGUACCACCACAACAACGACGAGUACAACCAGUACUACAAAGCGUCCUACAACCACAACCACCAAAUUGACUACCACAUCAACCACACCGAAGCCGAAGACCACUUCUAGGCGGCCAACUACAACCACUACAACAACGACAACCACAAAAAAGACUACAACAACCAAGAAGCCGACUACUACCAGCACAUUGGCACCGAAAAAAGGCGAAGAGAAGGACGCUGGCAGUAUUGAUGGAGCUAAAGUACAAAACUGCACAGGCGUUUGUGUGGCCGAUCGCAUUGCCGAAUACUGUGAGGCUUACCUGACAACGAGCGGACUCUGCACGUCGGGAACUAAAUGUUGCGUCUCACUGAACGAUUACGCCAAUGUGAAACUUCCAAAGGAUAUCUAUGUACCAGCUAAACACAUGGCGAAUUUGAACAAUAUGCAACAUAAAAAUAAGACCAGCGCUACUACGAAGCAAACGACCACAAAGCAAACAACAACCUCGACCGUAGCGACAUCUAGUACGACCGGCACAACACCCGAGCCGGCGCGCACAAAGAUCAGUAACAACGCGAACGCCAACAAGCCAGCAAAACACAAAAAGACACCAGCUACCACAACCACCACUACCGAAGAUCCCGCCGAGGAUGAGCAAGAAGUGGAAGACGAUGAUGCCGAGGCUGAGAGCGAUUCGAACAAUGACGCCAACGACAAAGCCGAAAAUCCCAAUGGUCAAACACUCAAGGAGUGCGAGGGUGAAUGCAUGAAUGGCAUAUUUGCUAUUUUCUGUGAUGACAUUGACUCAGAGGCCUUCUGUCCCGGUGAGGGCAGUUGUUGUGUGACUGGUGUUGCCUCCGAAGCUACGCCUGCGGCUGCUACCAAGCCAACACCAACUAAACCGGCGACAAAGAUUGCCAAGCCACAACAAAGACCGGCCGCAAAGCCAGCGCCACCACCACAAGCAGCGCCACCACUUUUACAAUCCGGCGGCAAUGACUUUUUCUCACAAAUUCUCUCCUUCGCUGAGAAUACGCUUGGCGGCACUGGCAAUCAGCCAGCGCCGCAAACACCGCCACCCGUACAACGUUGCCCCGGUUUUUGUCUGCUCAACAUAAUGGCGGCCUUCUGCGAGCGUCCUUCGGUGCUUAUCACCACACCGACCACAUGUGCCAAGGGCUCUGUUUGCUGCGAUAAUACCGCUUCGCCACCAAAGCCACCACCGCAAAACAGGCGUCCACCCACAGCCGCCCCUACAACUCAGCAAGCGCCGCCUUAUGUUGUACCCAGCACACCAUUGCCAGACCCACGUGAAGAAUGUCCUGGCUCCUGCAUAGUACCGCUGCUUAGCUUCACCUGCUUCAAAAACGCCGAGAUGACCGACCUAUUCAAAUGCAAGCGAUCUGGGCAGAUUUGUUGUGCGCCCAAGAGUCGCAUACUCGAGAAGCAACAAUUCCAGACACGCAACGAUACACUCUACGCCAAUUACCCACCGCCGCCUCCAAUGGUUGGCGUGCCACAACCAUAUCCACCGCAACCGCAAUAUCCUCCACCACCACCGCCACCACAUUACAUGGUGACGCAACCGCCACAGGCGCAUCAUCAUUAUCCACCACCGCCGCCACCACAAAUACUACAACAACAACAACAUCAGCUUCAACCACAACAGCCCACUUACGAUUACGCACACUACGGCCCAGCAUUGGUACCUCAACAGCAAGGACAUGUACCACCACCGCUGCCGCCACAAUUACCACCCACCACCACAACGACCACUACUACAACCACUACCACAACGCCACGUCCACAUAUCUACUCGAAAUAUGUAUGCGGCGUCAAGGGCACUCUGCGCAGUGGACGCUCAAGUUCUUCACCGGCGCUAUCGUUGGUCUCCUAUGCGCGCGCCAUGUAUGGCGUACAACGUUCGGCUCGUCAGCUGAGCCAGGUGGCCAUGCCACAGUCACAAGCGCAAUUGAACAAAUCAAACGAGCGUCUCGUUUUGGGAUCUGCCAUUGUGCCCAUACAAAUACACAACGAUCUGAUACCGAGCGGUGAGUGGCCGGAUGCUAACCAGCUGCGUUCGUACCAUGAACAUCAGUCGAUUUCAGCGGCAGCUGUGCAGAGUCGUUAUCGCCACUCGGUGGUCGGCGAGCCGGUCUACCCUAUGAACUUUAAUGCUUCGCGGAGGCGGGCGCGUGUAGUUGGUGGUGAAGAUGGCGACAAUGGCGAGUGGUGCUGGCAAGUGGCGUUGAUCAAUUCGUUGAACCAGUAUCUGUGCGGAGCGGCGCUCAUCGGUACACAAUGGGUGCUGACCGCAGCUCAUUGUGUGACAAACAUUGUACGUUCGGGUGACGCCAUUUACGUACGCGUGGGCGACUACGAUCUGACACGAAAAUAUGGUAGCCCCGGUGCGCAAACUCUACGCGUAGCUACAACCUAUAUUCACCACAAUCACAACAGUCAAACAUUGGAUAACGAUAUAGCGCUACUAAAGUUACACGGACAAGCAGAAUUACGAGAUGGCGUAUGCUUAGUCUGCCUGCCAGCACGUGGUGUCAAUCAUGCAGCCGGCAAACGUUGUACUGUUACGGGUUAUGGCUACAUGGGUGAAGCCGGUCCAAUACCAUUGCGUGUGCGUGAAGCUGAAAUACCAAUCGUAAGCGAUGCUGAAUGCAUACGCAAGGUGAAUGCAGUCACCGAGAAGAUAUUCAUUUUGCCUGCCUCAAGUUUCUGUGCCGGUGGCGAAGAGGGUAACGAUGCCUGCCAAGGUGAUGGUGGCGGUCCGUUGGUAUGUCAGGAUGAUGGCUUCUUUGAACUGGCCGGUCUGGUAUCGUGGGGCUUCGGCUGCGGACGCGUCGAUGUGCCAGGUGUUUAUGUGAAGGUUUCCUCAUUCAUCGGUUGGAUUAAUCAAAUCAUUAGCGUCAAUAAUUUAUAGUCUUAAGGAAAUUCGAAGUGCACAGCAAAAUAAUGGAAUCAUCAAGACUCUUUACGUACAUCGUUAGUAAUUACUUAAAUAUUUAUUUUAAAAAGUGAAUUUAGCAAAAAUUCACAUACUUGUAGGGCGCUCUCCGCAAAUGGGGAGAGUGCUCUACGAAUGUGUGGUUUAUUUUAUUUAAAAGCAACUUACUAACAUACAAAU
Molecule: messenger RNA, 3514 nt
Organism: Rhagoletis pomonella (apple maggot)
Lineage: Eukaryota; Metazoa; Arthropoda; Insecta; Diptera; Tephritidae
Gene: mas
Product: protein masquerade
Exons: 11
Coding region: 110-3310 (1066 amino acids)
Biological process (GO): proteolysis
Molecular function (GO): serine-type endopeptidase activity
Source: RefSeq, a predicted model, not a curated record